AUGGUCACGUUUUUCGAUGAUUUACCUGAUCUAACAUUGCUCGAAAUAUUGUCUUAUCUAUCUUGUGCAGAUGCUUUAUGGACAUUCAGUACACUUAAUAACCGUCUAACAAUAUUAUUACUUGAACGAGGUGUCAAUCGUCAUGUUAAUUUGUCAUCUACUCAAUAUUAUCAAUUCCAAAAACUUUUACCUUUACUUCGAUUAAAUGAAAUAGAUUCACUUAUUAUUGACUGUUAUGCAUCAGCUCUUCAACUGAGAAAAUGGCUCUAUUUACCUCAUUUAAAAAAAUUACAAAUAAAAGGUGUGUGCAAUUACUUCGACAUUUGUCAUUUUGUAAUGCAGCAUGCCAAUACAUUGACUCAUCUUACAAUUGAAUCGAGCCAGUAUCAUAUUAGAGUAAGUGCAUUUAGAAGUUAUUUUAAAAGUAAACAAAAACAAUCUAUAAGACGAUCUAUGACAUAUAUAAAAUUCAGAAAUAUAAAUCUUUGUAUAUAAUGAGACAGCUGAUUGAUUUUUAGUAUAUGAAACAAACGAUACUAGAAACAAACUUUACGACGACAUAUGUGAAUAAAAUUCUUUCGAACGAAAGAAUUAUUUGAAGUUGUUGCUAUCAAACUUGAUUUUCGAUGGAAAAUCAAGUUCAAUAUAUUGAAGGACAGAGCUGUAUUCUUCGUAGUUAUGAUCAACUUAAAUAUGCGUAACUGCGUAUCAACAAAUAUGUAACUAAUCCUGAGCCUAUGGGUGCAAUAUUAAUUUUCCUGUACAGUUUAGAUGCUUCUCUACUUGUAAGUUUUGGAAGAACUAAUGUCAAAUUAACGAAAAUAAUCUUACAACAACUUUACUUUUGUUCUUAUGUCAAAUAAUCUACAAAGACUGAGUCUCAUACGUUGGUUUUUUGAGGACGAAUUUGUAUUGUCGAAAAUUUGUAUAAGACAUGGAAAAGGUUGAAUUAGGAUGUUGUAUACAUACUGAGUAUCUUUUGUUUCAUGUAGGCUGGUUUGACGAAUCAAGAUUAUUCUGUCAUAUGGAGUUUGGAAACUUUUGAAGAUUUCUUGAAGAAAAUUCUUCGACGUUUACCUGCUCUUUGCUUGCUCAAUUUCGGAACGGAAUCCACUUUUUUUCUAUCCGCUUGGGAUCUCAAAAUUAUACGAACACCUUUGACAUAUCUUCGUAUUACGUGUUCAUCAAUAGUCACUAUAAUUCGUCUCAUGUUAACGCAACCAUUACGGCAUACAUUGCAGCAAUUCCAUGUAAAAUUAAACGACAGAUUGAGCGAUACACAUAUUAAUAUAUCUCAUACAAAACUUUUACCUCGAAUGGAGGUAUUACACACAUUUACUUUUGUCAAGUCAUUCAAAUGGCAUUUCAUGGAAGAAUGGACAUUUCUAGAUACGUUGACUUCGUCAAGAGUUAUGCCUAUUUUACGACGAAUGACUUUUUCUAUUGUUAUUAAUGCUGUUGAUCUGAAUCACAUGAAUCAUUCAACCCUCUUCACUGACUAUCGUCAUGUUGAUGUUCAUUAUGCAUUUAUUUU
Molecule: messenger RNA, 1534 nt
Organism: Rotaria sp. Silwood2
Lineage: Eukaryota; Metazoa; Rotifera; Eurotatoria; Philodinida; Philodinidae
Source: the annotation of a GenBank genome assembly